Messenger RNA from Andrographis paniculata, 792 nucleotides. RefSeq lists its product as uncharacterized. NCBI's taxonomy places the organism in Eukaryota, Viridiplantae, Streptophyta, Magnoliopsida, Lamiales, Acanthaceae. Bases 120 to 578 code for a protein of 152 amino acids. The transcript is spliced from 7 exons. The record is from RefSeq and is a predicted model, not a curated record.
AACAUUGAAGCGCCGUAGACGCGAAAGAGAUUUGAAAUUGACAGAGAAUAGAUAGCGUCGGUUGCCCUACUGGAAGCAGUAAUCGGUCGGGUUUUUGUGCGAGUGGCAACAAUUUUACGAUGGAGGGUUCCGAUUUGCCUCCGCCAGCUUCUCUUUCGGAGAAAAAGGAGAAUGUGGCACCGAUUAGCCCUAGGAUUGCGGAGUUGACGGAAUCAAGGAGCGAGCUUCACAGCAGAAUACAGAAUUUGAAGCAGGACUUGCAAAAGUGGAGAACGAAGUUGGACUCUCAGGUUAAAGUCUAUCAUGAUGAGCUUGCCGAACUAAAGAAGUCACUCAACACUGAAGUGGAGCAGCUCCGAACUGAAUUUCAAGUUCUGAAGGUAACCCUCCAACAGCAGCAAGAAGAUGUUUCAUCCAGUCUAAAAAAACUGGGGCUGCAGGAUGGUUUAGAAGUAAAACCUGAGGCUGCAGGUCCAGAAGACAUGGAAAGCAAGGAGAUGAGCUCUAAACAAAAACUGGAUACUGAAUUUCCAGAAGACAUGGAAAUCAAGGAUGCUUUGAGAUCUCCCAAAAAUUGAUGACAAUGGUGAAACCUACAGAAAUAUUGUAUUGUCCUGCAAUCAUCAUUUUGGUAUCAACCAAGGUAACUCAUAUUGGGGCUAAUUAGCAGCAGUAUUAAUAUUAUUGUCUCAAAUAUUUGCCACUAUGCCCAUUUGGUGAGAUAUCUUAAUUUUCACUAUGUAGACUUCAAUGGAUUCUAUUCAAUCUGAGCAUGCUUUAGUUAUAAAUCAA